Messenger RNA from Galeopterus variegatus (Sunda flying lemur), 762 nucleotides. It is a transcript of the gene PTH, whose product is annotated as parathyroid hormone. Gene Ontology annotation, molecular function: parathyroid hormone receptor binding; hormone activity. Gene Ontology annotation, cellular component: extracellular region. The transcript has 3 exons. Gene Ontology annotation, biological process: intracellular calcium ion homeostasis; cell-cell signaling. NCBI's taxonomy places the organism in Eukaryota, Metazoa, Chordata, Mammalia, Dermoptera, Cynocephalidae. The record is from RefSeq and is a predicted model, not a curated record. The coding region runs from base 53 to 400 and encodes 115 amino acids.
AGCUGCUAAUACACCAGAAAGAAGAACUUGUCUUAAGACAUUGUAUGUGAAGAUGAUGUCUGCAAAAGAUAUGACUAAAGUAAUGAUUGUCAUGUUUGCAAUAUCUUUUCUUACAAAAUCGGAUGGAAAACCUAUUAAGAAGAGAUCUGUGAGUGAAAUAGAGCUUAUGCACAACCUGCGCAAACAUCUGAACUCAAUGGAGAGGUUGGAAUGGCUGCGUAAGAAGCUGCAGGAUGUGCACAAUUUUAUUCCCAUUGGAGCUCUUCUACCUGCCAGAGAAGGUGGUUCCCAGAGGCCCCGAAAAAAGGAGGACAAUAUCUUGGUUGACAGCCGUCAAAAAAGUCUUGGAGAGGCAGACAAAGCUGAUGUGAAUGUAUUAAUUAAAGCUAAAUCCCAAUGAAGACAGAUAUGGUCAGAGUACUGCUCUAGACAGCAUAGGGCAAUGAUAUUACAUGCUGCUAAUUUUUCUAAGCUCUGUUAAGAUUACCAAGUGCCAAUAGUUCUAAUAUUACCAGACUUUACAUGUAAUUCAUUGCUAGCCAUGAUUGCUGCAAUUUUAACUGAUUAUUUUGAUUCCAAUUUCAUUCAUUGAAGAUAUCUUUUAGUUAUUCAUUUUCUAUUGUUUAUUCUUUUUAAAGUAUGUUAUUGCAUAAUUCAUAAAAGAUUAAAAUCAAACUUUUUAAUCUCUCCCUCACCUUAUAAUGCAAAAUAAAAAUUUAAUGGUUAUGAUUCUAAAUAAAUAAAGUACUCAUAUUUCUCACU